This is a messenger RNA of Cucumis sativus (cucumber), 2830 nucleotides long. RefSeq names its product cation/H(+) antiporter 20. Gene Ontology annotation, biological process: proton transmembrane transport; regulation of pH. Bases 105 to 2672 code for a protein of 855 amino acids. The transcript has 4 exons. NCBI's taxonomy places the organism in Eukaryota, Viridiplantae, Streptophyta, Magnoliopsida, Cucurbitales, Cucurbitaceae. Gene Ontology annotation, cellular component: endomembrane system; membrane. The record is from RefSeq and is a predicted model, not a curated record. Gene Ontology annotation, molecular function: antiporter activity.
UACCAUUCUCUUUGCCUCCCCCCAUUAACUUAAUUAAUUCACUCCACCAAGAGAAUGACCAAAUAAAAGACAUAGUUUCUUUCUAGAUAACAAAAUUGAAGAACAUGAACAUGAACGUGAACAUAACCUCCAUCAAAACUGCCUCUAAUGGCAUAUGGCAAGGUGAUAAUCCUCUCCAUUUCGCCUUCCCUCUUUUAAUCCUUCAAUCCGUUCUCAUCCUCGUUCUCACUCGCUUCCUCGCCCUCCUCCUCAAACCCCUCCGUCAACCUAAAGUCAUCGCCGAAAUCGUCGGUGGGAUUCUACUGGGUCCAUCCGCUUUCGGACGUAACAAAACUUAUUUAAACCACAUUUUCCCCUCAUGGAGUACUCCCAUUCUCGAAUCAGUUGCCAGUAUUGGUCUGUUGUUCUUCCUCUUCCUCGUUGGACUCGAACUCGAUUUGUCCUCCAUUCGUCGUAGCGGUAAACGAGCAUUCGGAAUUGCUCUGGCGGGAAUCUCCGUCCCAUUCUUUUCUGGCAUAGGUGUCGCCUUCGUCCUGCGUAAAACCGUCGAUGGCGCUGACAAAGUUGGAUACGGUCAGUUUAUUGUAUUCAUGGGUGUCGCUCUAUCCAUCACUGCUUUUCCAGUUUUAGCUCGCAUUUUAGCAGAGCUAAAGCUCCUCACCACCCAAGUCGGCGAAACAGCUAUGGCCGCCGCCGCAUUCAACGACGUAGCCGCUUGGAUCCUCCUGGCACUCGCCGUUGCCUUAGCCGGAAACGGCGGCGAAGGCGGAUCAGAGAAGAGUCCAUUGGUUUCCGUAUGGGUGUUACUUUCAGGAGCCGGGUUUGUGGUUUUCAUGAUGGUGGUCACUCGGCCCGGAAUGAAAUGGGUGGCGCGUCGAUGCACGUACGAGCACGACGCCGUCGACGAGGCGUAUAUCUGUUUGACGUUGGUGGGGGUUUUGGUUUCGGGGUUUGUGACGGAUUUGAUCGGAAUUCAUUCCAUUUUUGGGGGAUUUAUAUUUGGAUUGACGAUCCCAAAAGGGGGAAGAUUUGCAGAGAGAUUGAUCGAGAGAAUUGAAGAUUUCGUUUCGGGACUUCUUCUUCCUCUGUAUUUUGCUUCAAGUGGAUUAAAGACGGAUGUUGCCAAAAUAAAAGGGGGAAAAGCUUGGGGGUUGUUGGCGUUGGUUAUAUCGACGGCGUGCGCCGGUAAGAUUCUGGCGACUUUUGUUGCGGCGAUGAUGUUUAUGAUUCCGACGAGGGAAGCGCUGGCGUUGGGUGUGCUUAUGAAUACAAAGGGCUUGGUUGAACUCAUUGUCCUCAAUAUUGGGAAGGAGAAAAAGGUUUUAAACGACGAAGUGUUCGCCAUAUUAGUGUUAAUGGCACUAUUCACAACAUUCAUCACCACCCCCACCGUGAUGGCAGUUUACAAGCCAGCCCGUGGUGGCUCCACCCCACCUACCCACCGUAAACUCCGAGACCUCUCCGCCAAUGACUCCCCCGUUAACGACGAGCUACGAAUCCUCGCUUGCGUCCACAGCUCCGGCAACGUGCCGUCCCUCAUCACACUGACCGAGUCAACUCGCAGCACCAGAAAUUCCUCCCUCAAACUCUUCGUAAUGCACUUGGUCGAACUCACCGAGCGAUCCUCUUCCAUCAUGAUGGUACAACGCGCCCGCAAAAACGGCUUCCCUUUCUUCGCCAGGUUCCGCAAGGCCAGCGAGUGGCGAGACCAAAUGGCUGCGGCCUUUCAGGCCUAUAGCCAAUUGGGCCGAGUCAAGGUACGGCCCACAACGGCCGUCUCUUCCUUAACUACUAUGCAUGAGGAUAUCUGCCACGUCGCGGAUGAUAAGAGGGUUACGAUGAUUAUCUUGCCGUUUCACCGGAAUUGGAGGGCAUUUGGCGGCGGCGAUGGGGCGGAGGAGGAGGUGGAGGAGAAUGUGGGGCAUGGUUGGAGAGUUGUGAACCAACGGGUUUUGAAGAAUGCGCCUUGCUCUGUGGCGGUUCUUGUGGACCGGGGUUUUGGGGCCGGUGUGGCCCAGACGCCUGGGCCUGGGUCCAUGAUCUGUGUGGGUCAAAGGAUUUGUGUUUUGUUUUUCGGUGGGCCUGAUGAUCGGGAGGCGUUGGAGUUGGGUGGCCGGAUGGCGGAGCAUCCGGCGGUGAAGGUGACGGUGGUUAGGUUUCGGCCGUCAUCGGGGGAUGUGACGGAGGGUAGUAAUGUCAUUUUGCGUCCGAUGCAUUCGAAGUCAAACGAUAACCAUUAUAGCUUCAUCACUACUCCCAUCAACCGGGAAAAAGAAAAGGAGGUAGAUGAAGCAGCAUUGGCAGAAUUCAAAAGCAAAUGGGAAGCAACAGUUGAGUACAAAGAGAAGGAGGUCAGCAGCACAAACAUGAUAGUUGAAGGGGUGGUAGCCCUUGGGAAGGAAGACAGUUACGACCUAAUCGUGGUCGGGAAAGGUCGGGUUCCCUCGAGCUUGGUGAUGAAACUAGCGGACCGACCAGCAGAGCACGCGGAGUUGGGGCCAGUGGGAGACAUAUUGGCCAGCUCUGGCAAGGGAAUAACAUCUUCAAUAUUGAUAGUUCAACAACAUGGAGGAAGUGGCCACGUAGAAGAAGCUCCAGUUUUGAAGAUAGCACAAUCUAAUAAGAAUGAGCUGCCUAUGUCAACUGAUGGAACCUCAAUUGAUCAUGUAUAAAUAUAUAAAAUCAUAGGUCACCUAACUUUGGUAUAUAGUUAAUUCAAAUGGUGCAUUAUGGUUGAUAUUUUAUUGUAUCAAUUCACUCAUUUCAUAUAAAAAUAUAGCAUAUUACUAUCAAAAUGUAAUCCAUCAAUGAUAAUUGUGUUUUUGUUGUU